CAGGAUGUUGAGGAGGACUGCAAGUUCUUGACCCGGAUCCAGAUAAAAACCCGCCACAUUAGUUAACGCUCGUUGGAAUUUUAUCCACGUGCGAGUCUGGGCUUUACUUUCCUGCUUCGCUCCUAUUCUAUGCGCAAAUCCUCUCUCAAUCUCUGCAUUUACCUAACCCUAACCCUAAUUUUUUGUGAAUAUUUUUCCAUAGCCAGAGCUUAAUGCUUUGUCUGUACCGUUCUGAUACGCUGAGCUUCGGGAACUCGGGCUUCGAGGUCGAUAAUGGAGGUCUUGAAGGACGAUUUAUCGGAGGUAGAGAUUGGGAGCUCCGUGGGCUCGUUCCAGAGGUUCGUGGAUUCGCAGAGGGAGCUCAUCCACAGCCAGAUCGACCAGCUCCAGAAAAUUGUUGUCACGCAGUGCAAGCUCACCGGCGUCAAUCCUCUCUCCCAAGAAAUGGCAGCUGGUGCUUUGUCAAUUAAAAUUGGUAAAAGGCCUAGAGAUUUGCUGAACCCUAAGGCUGUAAAAUAUAUGCAAUCAGCUUUCUCUAUUAAAGAUGCUAUUAGUAAGAAGGAAUCCCGUGAGAUCAGUGCUCUUUUUGGCGUUACAAUCACACAGGUUCGUGAUUUUUUUAAUAGUCAACGUUCAAGAGUAAGGAAACUAGUCCGGUUGUCAAGGGAGAAGGCCAUGAGAUCCAGUGCAUGUAAACAACCAAAUGAUGGUACAAUAAUAAGCUCUGAUCCUAUGACACCUAUUGAUCCGGUUCCCUUAAACUCUGUUGGUCCUGCCAGUGUCGAAGAAGCACCCUCUUGCUCUACCCAAGAUGAUGAUCUACCUGGCUUAGAUGACGAAGACAAACAUUUUGUUGAAAAUAUUUUCAUUUUGAUGCGGAAAGAAGAAACAUUUUCUGGGCAGUUGAAACUGAUGGAGUGGAUCUUGCAGAUACAAAAUUCUUCAGUAUUAUGUUGGUUUUUAACUAAAGGCGGUGUUAUGAUUUUAGCCACAUGGUUGAGUCAAGCAGCAGUUGAAGAGCAAACAAGUGUUCUUCUUGUAAUUCUUAAGGUUCUUUGCCAUUUGCCUCUACAUAAGGCUCUUCCUGUACAUAUGUCAGCCAUACUGCAAAGUGUUAACAGACUGCGGUUCUAUAGGACAUCAGACAUAUCAAACAGGGCAAGAGUUUUGUUAUCAAGAUGGAGCAAAUCAUUGGUAAGAAGCCAAGCAAUGAAGAAACCUAAUGGCAUGCAAUCUUCAAGUGACAUGCAAAAUGAUAUAAUGCUGAAGCAGAGUAUUGGGGAAAUUAUGGAUGAAGAAUCGUGGCAGUCCAAUAUCGAUACUCCUGAAGACGAUUUUGCUUCCUCAUAUGGGAAUUUAGCUAAUUUAAGGAAAUUGGAAUCUCCGCAAGCACUGAAGCUGUUGCAAGCAUCUUCGGAUGAUUCAAAUAGGAAGCAGAUCCUAGGUGUCUCUUCAACCCAAACCAGAGAACGCAGAAAAGUUCAGUUGGUGGAACAGCCAAGCCAAAAAAUGGCAGGAAGAAGCCCGCAGGCCACAAGAGCAGCACCUGUGAGUCAGGGUCGUCCAAUGUCUGCUGAUGAUAUACAAAAGUCGAAAAUGCGUGCUCUAUUCAUGCAGAGCAAAUAUGGGAAAAGUAGUUCUUCUACUGAAAGUAAAGAAGCAAAAACUGAAGGUCUGAACAAAACUUCAAAUAUUCAGCCCAGCACUUUGAAUCCAGUAUCUAAAGCUGCUAUUCGGUCUAAAAUUGAGGAACAAAAGAAACCAGUCAUACUCCCCUCUAAAAUUUCUAAUAGGCCGGAUGCCCCUCUUGAGCUGAAGCUAAGAAUGGAUUUGAAGGAACCCUUAUGGGAUAAGUGCAAGAGGGUUCAGAUCCCAUGGCAGACACCGCCAGAAAUGAAACACAAUGAUCUUUGGAGAGUUGGUGCCGGUGAGAAUAGCAAAGAGGUUGAAUUCCAGAAAAACAGAAACCGUCGUGAGAAGGAAACUAUCUACCAGACGGUUCAGGAGAUCCCAUCGAAUCCCAAGGAACCAUGGGACAUUGAAAUGGACUACGAUGACACAUUGACCCCAGAAAUCCCAUCUGAACAGCUGCCUGACACAGAUGCCGCAGAAACACAGGUUACUUCUAAUCAAGUUGUAAACAGCGCUGUUUCUUUGGCACCUGCCUUGUCUCAAGUUGGUAAUGCAAGCACAGCCGAACCGGAUCUUGAGUUGCUUGCAGUUCUGCUAAAAAACCCGGAAUUGGUAUUUGCAUUGACUUCUGGCCAAGCUGGCAAUUUAUCAAGUGAAGAUACUGUGAAACUACUCGAUAUGAUUAAGGCCGGCGGGAUCGGUUUAGCGGGUGGCGGCGUUAAUAUGGUUGGUGGAAAAGUGGAGGACAAGGUCGAGGUUUCACUUCCAUCCCCAACUCCUUCAAGCAAUCCUGGAACGAGUGGAUGGAGACCAGAAGUUGCCAAGGGUCCAUUUUCGCAACAAACUUCAAUGGCUAACAGAGUUGCCUACGCGGCUCCCUCCAGCUUGAUGCAGUCUCAAGUCACAAUAGCUAACCUCAUUCCACCGCAACAGCCAGCAAGUGCUUCAUCAAUGGCACAGCAGGUUGCAGCAGCAACGAUGCCUACUUACUCACUGCCUCCAAUGACUACCGUCAUACCCGAAAAGCAACUGCAUUCUGUGCACCAGCGUCUUCCUAGCAACUCUUCCACUAGACAAACACCACAUUCGGCGGCAUUGCGGAUCCAAAGCACGAGUAACGGAAAACCUGCACCUGUAUAUGUCACACUGAAUGCACCUUCAAGAUCCCCUGCUUCCUUCCCAUCGCAUCCGUUGUCCCAAUCACUGCAUCCUUCAACUAUUUUGUCUGAGCCUUGGCUUCCUGCACCUCACCCUGUUUCUGAUUCUUGGAGAGCUAGCCAGGGUCAGCAUCCAAAUUAUCAUUCUCAAGCUAAUCAAAAUAAUUAUAACGCAUUGGUUGGAGGAUCUAGGCAGCCUCUGUUGCAGCCAGGUCCUCCUUGGGAGAGAAAUGAGUAUGUGGUUGAAGAAGAAUUUGAAUCGUGGAGUCCAGAGAAUAGUCCUACUAGAACUUCUGACUACAUGUUGGGAAGGAAUUUACCGUAUUCAGAACCUAGAACAAACCCUGGAUGGAAUUCUAGGCCUGACCGGCCUAGACAACGGAACAUUUCUGGAUAUCGGGACCAAUCCCAUAAUCGGUAUGGAGACAGAAAGUGGCGUGACCGGAGGCAUUGAGCUUGUACUUAAAUUCGGCUUGGUCUUAAAUUGCCUGACUGACAAAUAUUCCUGAUAUAGAGUGGAUUUGUGAUUAAUGGAAUUUCACUUGGGAGGUAAAUGGAGGUGGAGUUGGAAGUUUCGGGCUUGGAAUGGGGUUUUGGGGUAAGGACUUCAUCAGCGACAUCGCAGCAGCGAUCCAAUAUCCAAUUUAUGCAUAACUUCUGAUUAUUAACCGAGUAAAAAGCAUCCAAAAACUUGCCAAAAUUUUCUUCUCCUUCCGCACAAAAAGAACUUACCUGGACAAAAAGAGGCUCGAUUCAAUAGUUGGCCAUGUUUCUGUAGUUUCCAAAUUACAUAAAAAAGAAAAACCAUGAUCAUUUUUGUAUUUAAUUUACUUUCUAAAGCUUGUAUGGGUUCCAUUGGAUGAAUUCUAUGAUCCAGUUCCUGAGUUUUUACUGCAAA
This is a messenger RNA of Alnus glutinosa, 3687 nucleotides long. Its product is annotated as homeobox protein LUMINIDEPENDENS. The record is from RefSeq and is a predicted model, not a curated record. The transcript is spliced from 13 exons. Gene Ontology annotation, cellular component: nucleus. Gene Ontology annotation, biological process: vegetative to reproductive phase transition of meristem. Bases 274 to 3243 code for a protein of 989 amino acids. Gene Ontology annotation, molecular function: DNA binding. Lineage: Eukaryota; Viridiplantae; Streptophyta; Magnoliopsida; Fagales; Betulaceae.